AUGACACGACGACUUCGACGUAGCGAUGGUGUAGCCAUCUUUGGACUUCUAUGGGCUGCAUCCUGUGUCUUUCUAUUAACACUACGCUUCUCUCCACGCGAAUCUGCAACUUCUACGCCUUCUGUCGUCUUGAAAUCGCAGGUUUUUGACGACACAUAUUUCAUUUCUAAUGCAGAUCUGAGCAAUCAGGCGACCCUGUUGCUUGUGGAAACACUGCCAAUGGGGGGAUUUUGCAUUCCCCUCAAGCUUUCCACAGACUUUUGA
Messenger RNA from Peronospora belbahrii, 264 nucleotides. The record is from the annotation of a GenBank genome assembly. Lineage: Eukaryota; Oomycota; Peronosporomycetes; Peronosporales; Peronosporaceae.